AUGAGCGGCUUCUGGCAGCUGUUUAUUCAGAUGCAAUCGAGUGCGAUCGCAGGCACUGGCGGGACGCCGGACAACGUGCAGUCUGGCGGCGAGGAUAUCGGCAUACAGUCAAUCUCAGCAAAGAACACUCGAGGAGAGCAGAGCAAUCGGUCGCGAUCGAGGUGGACAGAAGAGCUACAAGAAGGGGUCUGGAUUCCCCUCAUCCCCCUCAUCACUUCCACCCUCCAUUCCUCACCAGCCUCACUCCACCUCACCCAAAUCACCACACCUAAGACCAUCACCCUACCCGCCAUGCAGCUCUUCGCCCUCUUCACGCUCCUCCCUCUUCUCGCCACCGCCGCCCCCCUCGGCGUCCCUCUUCCCGUUCCCAGCCCCAAGUCAGGCCUCGUCAACAUCAACGCCGUCGCCAGUAUCGGCACUUCCGCUUCCAUCACCAUCAACCUCAAGGACACCCAGGUCGUCCCGUCGGUGCUUCCCAUCGUUUCCAGCGCCACCUCUAUCGUCCAAAGCCUAGUCUCCGAGGCCCCCAAUGUCCUCGCCAACGCUCCCGCCAGGGUUGCCGCAGUCGUCUCGAGCGCAAGCUCCGUCGCUGGCGCGGCACCCUCCAAAGCAUCUGCGGUCGUCGCUGAGGCGUCCAAGGUCAUCGCUGCAGUCCCGGUCAAGGCGUCCGCGGCAGUCGCUGAAGCGUCCAAGGCUCUCAAGGUCGUCCCCGGCGUCCUCGCCGCGGUCGCACCGGUCGCGAGCACUCCGUCUGUUCCCUCUGUCCCGGUCAACCCAGGCGCCCCCUCCACCACUUUGGACAAUCUGUCGGCUUCUCUCGUCGGUCUCAAAGCACCCUCCCUCAUCACAGCCCUCACCCAGCUCAACACCAUCACUAGCAGCUUGCAGCAGGCCGUCAACGAGGAGGCUACUGCUCUCAAGGGUCAAGUCGACCUCGCUCGAGUAGUCACCGACAUCGUCACCCUCAUCAGGAAUCUCAGCGCCUACCUCAAUGCCCUCCCCACCACCCUGCUCACCAACAGCUCGGUCAGGAGCGCUGCUGCUUCCAUCGAUACCCUCCUCGCUGCGUAUAUCCGAGGUCUCCAGGUGAUUGGCCUCUCCACCACAGCCUUCGCCGACAUGGCGUACAAGCAGGGCUUAAGCAGUACGUCUGGGUUCUCUCCCCUUCUGGUCAAGACCAUCGCCAUCUUCCCCAAGGCUUAA
Dioszegia hungarica is the source of this 1203-nucleotide messenger RNA. RefSeq lists its product as uncharacterized. The record is from RefSeq and is a predicted model, not a curated record. NCBI's taxonomy places the organism in Eukaryota, Fungi, Basidiomycota, Tremellomycetes, Tremellales, Bulleribasidiaceae. The coding region runs from base 1 to 1203 and encodes 400 amino acids. The transcript has 5 exons.